This is a messenger RNA of Penicillium manginii, 795 nucleotides long. RefSeq lists its product as uncharacterized. The coding region runs from base 1 to 795 and encodes 264 amino acids. NCBI's taxonomy places the organism in Eukaryota, Fungi, Ascomycota, Eurotiomycetes, Eurotiales, Aspergillaceae. The transcript has a single exon. The record is from RefSeq and is a predicted model, not a curated record.
AUGUCAAGACGCGCCCUCCGCAUUCUCACCUACAUCACCGUCCCAACCCUCGCAACAAGCUAUGGCGUCCACCUCGGUCUAAACCACUUGGAAGACAAAUAUCCCGCUCUCCCACCAGCUGCCGCUGGUAGUGCCGCCCUUAGCACGCCACAAAAGCCAAGCCAGCGCUGCGCAUAUACAGACAUUUAUGCGACGCGCAUCCGCCUCGAAGCACUCGAAGCACUCAUCCCCGAAUCCGCGCUCGUGACAGAUAUCAAUCAAAAGAUCCUACUUGAAGAAGCCUGGGCCCGAGCUGUACUCUCUUCAAAGCCCCUCCGCAUUGAAUCUUCUAUAAUUGGACUUCUCACGUCCAGAACAUCUGCGCCCGGCGACGUGGGGGAGAAUGGGUUUAGUGCAGACCCGGAGACGGGGGCCCCACGCUCUCUUCUGCAUGGGUUAUUUACUGUUGAGAGGGAACCGGCGCAGCCUGGAGGGAGUAACGGAUUGCUAGUUUUUUGGGGUAUGGCUGAUGGGCCGCGACUUUUCUUUGAAAGGAUUGCUCGGUGGGGGUAUCCGUGGCGGCUUAUGUCUGGCGGACGGCAUGAGAUGAGUGUUUCGGAGCCGUUUGAGAUUAAGGGCCAGGGGAGGUUUGUUGAGGUGAGAUUUUCUGCUGCGCAUGAUUAUGAGGUUGUCCCUGCAGAAGGUGAAAGACAGAAGAUAUUGCCUGAGUGGACGAAUCGAUUGCAUAGGGGGUAUGCCCGUGUCAUAUUGGAUGCUGCGGCGAGGGAGGUGGAAGGUGGGUUGAAGAGAGUAUAA